Molecule: messenger RNA, 546 nt
Organism: Phycomyces blakesleeanus NRRL 1555(-)
Lineage: Eukaryota; Fungi; Mucoromycota; Mucoromycetes; Mucorales; Phycomycetaceae
Product: cyclin
Exons: 3
Coding region: 1-546 (181 amino acids)
Biological process (GO): regulation of cyclin-dependent protein serine/threonine kinase activity
Cellular component (GO): nucleus; cyclin-dependent protein kinase holoenzyme complex
Molecular function (GO): protein kinase binding; cyclin-dependent protein serine/threonine kinase regulator activity
Source: RefSeq, a predicted model, not a curated record
AUGCUUCAUGCACCAGUUCCACCAGCAAGAUUACCCAUUCCACCCGGGUUCAUAGAUUUUGCUUCUUCUUCGUUUGAUGCAAUUCUCUAUCCAGCUGCUAUUCCUCCAACUACACCAAUAUCAGAUAAUCAAAGCGUCCAACGAAGAUCUAGCCAUCUUCCGGACCUCGUACCAUUUAUCCAACUUAUAACCGAAAAAUGCAAUAUCUUACCGGUUCACCUUGUAAUGGCCCUUAUGUACGUCCAGCGGUUUCGUAAUGGUCUACCUGCAGGUUACAAGGCAGAACCUGAAGCUGCUCACCGUAUAUUUGUGGCCAGCUUGUUGGUAGCCAGCAAAUAUAGUGACGAUAACUGUCUGUCCACACGUCAGGUGGUUCGUGCUGCAGGCGAUGUCUGGUCUAUUAAGGAGAUCACCCGUAUGGAGAUUGGCUUUCUUUGCUUCCUCCAUUGGGAUCUUCACAUUCAUCCUGAUGAGAUGGCUACCUUUUUACGAAAUCUCAACUUUGACAUUUCUCUUAUUCUUCCCUCACCUUCCUUGUUUUGUUAA